AUCAAAGCACCACCAAGAAGUUGGUUGGAUGGACUAAUAAACACGAAAUAAAGUUCCGUUGGCUUUUCGUUCCUUCCUGUCUCAUUUUGUCACUUUGUAGUACCUACUGUAUUUGUAGUAAUUUUCCCCCUGGGUCAGGAAGAUGGGGGACAAGGACCCAUCCUACUACUCCUCCUUCGAACCUCCCUCCGUCGUCAUCACCCUCAAGGGAAAGAAACGUGCCUUGGUCGACAGGAUUUCAGCAAGCAAUUCGAUCGCUGACUUACCUAAAAAGCGCUCUCGUGGGGGUGCUCCGCCCUCGCCCAAGUCAACUCGUGCUAAGAAACGCCCCUUCAUCGCGGCACCCCCGCCACAGGUAGAGGACAUUGCCUCUAACGAACACUCCUUGUCCCUCUUCGACCUCUUCUCUGCCUCCAAACAACAACAGCGACCAGGUUCCCUCUCAUCCUCGCAAUCCCCUCCUCCAUCCUCCUCCCUCUCCUCCAGCCCAUCAACCUCCUCUACGCCCAACCACUCCCCCAUCAGCAGGUUCUCGUCACUUGCCGCCCUCCCACCUGCACCCACUUCUCAAGCAACGUCCUACCUCGAUCUUAUCCAAACACCCCCACAACAGCUGCCACAGCAGAAGAGGAGGCAACAGCUCACACCAGCUCCACUCAUUGGAUCCGCCCGUUCACACAAGGCACAUUCUUUUCAGUUUGGGGGUGCGCCAAGGAAGAGGGUUAAUCUCAAGGAUCGUUUCGCGGACGAGGCCGACUCGUGCACUCCAGAGUCGGAAUGGUCGUCACUCAUUUGUUUAGACUGGUCCUUAAAGACAAAGCUCACAAUUCUGUCUUCCAAGUCGUUUGGUUUCCACUCCUCCACGACGGGACUAAAGAGUUCUGAGGAGUCUUCGGGAACGUCGGCAUUUGCACGGUGCAUUGACAUCGACCCAUCCAUUAAGGACUCGAGUAGCAGCAGUGGGGGUGGGGAUUCCCCGCUCGUCGUCUCCUCUCAGUUGGACACGUCACUAGGAGCACAGUUUCAUCAGUGCUGUCUUUACUGGCAACAUCCAAACCUUCCGGGCGUAGACCUAUUUCCUCGUGACCAGGGCAGCAGUUCGAGUGGUGGGAGCAGCUUUUCUUUCAUAUCGUCGUCAUCAACAGGAGGAGCAGGGACACCUGUGAGCAGUUCUGCGCCCUUGGGAGGCAUACGCAUGGAGCAGAAAGUGUUUGACACAAUGUUUACGGAGUGGACCGACUCUUUUCGUUCAGCGUUUCAACUGCUCCGUACCCGACAGUGUCCUUACUUUUAUGUCUGCACCAACCAAUUUACUUGCUUGUUCAGCGCGGCCGGUACGCAAGGAUUGGAAUAUCUUCAGGCAUAUAUCUCCCCUUCAAGCAAAGGAUUGCGAGACGCCUUCAGUCAUGAAGGUAUUGAAUUUACGACACCAUGCAGUGCUCCGUCCGAAGCGUCACCCGAGGCCAACAACAAUAAAACACUAAAAGUUGUUCGUGCCGCGGAUAAAAAAGUAAAAGAUAUUGACGAGAGUGACGAAGAGCCAGAUAAGUGGUUGGACGAAAUGGGCAUCUCGCAGGACGUCAACAUUUCCCAUACUACGAAAACUUCUCCCACGACGAGUUUUGAGGAGAAGAACAAGUCUUCCCUGGUUGUGAUUGUUGGAACCAAUACGCUCGCACUUUUCAAUUUGCUCAUUAACUCGAAGAAUUUACUUGUAUCUUCCACGGGUGCAUUCGCCGGCCUUCCACCCACUAUUUUAUCCCCAGUUGCCUUCCAUGGAGCGACACUAAAGAAACUCAAAAUGAAACUAUCGACCUCGAAAACAUCUUCUCCCGGUAAUAUUUCCCACAGCAUCGAAAUGAAUGGACCAAUCUUACCACAUGUAAUUCACAUGUUGGGCCCAGUUCUUAAGAAAACCGUUGAGAAUUUUCGCAUCAGGCUGACGCCACAUAGCUCCACGGUUAAUCUCAACCUCAAUUCGCGAUACAGCACGCAACAGGUGCAAACAAAUGCGUUCGAGUUGCAGAAUCUGAGCGAUUGUGGACUAACAAAACGCGUACUGGAAGCGUUUUGCAGGUCGGAUAAUGUGGACACGAUCAGUAGCAUGUUAGAAUGUAAAGAUGGACUUUUUCGGUGGUCUUGAUACAUUCUUGUUUUAUGGUUUAAAUUUUUAAGUAGUUAUUUAUUACAUAAUCGAUUGUAUUGUUGUACUAAAUUUUGCAUCUCGGUGUAUGUGUUUUUGUGUGGAUCUCGUGUACACAGAAACAUGGGUUUUAUUUAUGAUUUUAGCAUGCAGCAAUAAUAUUUUUUAUAAUACUUAUUAUUGUUUGUUGGGUUUGGUACACACGUACGUAGGCACUUGUAUUGAAAGUAAUUUAUUAUAUUGUGAUGCCACAAAUUUUUAUGGAGCAAUGGGUGAAACAUUGUUGAUGUUGUUAACGUUUAAUAUAUUUUACCACGACGUUUAUUAUAUUGUACAUUGAGGGUGACUCCUGGCUGGUUGUUACCUCAAUUAGAUACCUGUUGCUCAUCAAUAAUAAGUAUUCGUGAAAAAUCAAAAUUAUAAAUGAAAGAAGAAGCAGGUGUUUUACGAUUGUAAUUCUAAAAUUGAAUAAAACGAUAUUGUUAAUAGGAAUA
Molecule: messenger RNA, 2637 nt
Organism: Folsomia candida
Lineage: Eukaryota; Metazoa; Arthropoda; Collembola; Entomobryomorpha; Isotomidae
Gene: hd
Product: protein downstream neighbor of Son
Exons: 8
Coding region: 143-2143 (666 amino acids)
Biological process (GO): nuclear DNA replication
Cellular component (GO): nucleus
Source: RefSeq, a predicted model, not a curated record